This is a messenger RNA of Ustilago hordei, 921 nucleotides long. RefSeq lists its product as uncharacterized. NCBI's taxonomy places the organism in Eukaryota, Fungi, Basidiomycota, Ustilaginomycetes, Ustilaginales, Ustilaginaceae. The transcript has a single exon. Bases 1 to 921 code for a protein of 306 amino acids. The record is from RefSeq and is a predicted model, not a curated record.
AUGUCUUCAUCCACAGACGCCAUCUACAGCGCCUCGCCGUCGAGCAGCUCUAUCGCGUUCCACAUCGCUGGCUCGACAGGAACAGCAACACGCAACCGUCUCAACGCAAGUCUCUCCAAGCAGCACUUUCUUCUCAACCCUAGCACCGUCGCUUCAUCCAGCAAGACAUCUCUCUUUGAUGCAGUACCGCGCAACACUGAGUUUGAGUCGCUCAACCCUAUUCUUGCACGGCUUCCCCACCAAGACGACUUGACUGACGACCAUGAGAGCCUAGACUACCUUCGCAAAGACGGCGUAAUGUACACCCGUUCCCAACUCCCUUCUCUCGACUCAGCCAGCAUCUGCCUCUGGCAUUCACUUCACCACUUUCGACCGCUCCAUGCAGACUAUGCAUCAGGAUACUUAGAUCUUACUCCACCCCAUCCCCUUGCCUCCUCCUCUUCCGCCUCGUUCUCACAAUGCCCUCGGUUCAGCUCGGCGUCAGAACAAGCCCUUAUCCAACUUGGAACUUCUUUCAACUGGUCUUGUCUCCCCGCACUUCCUUUAGCCUCCUCUCGAGCAUGGUACGGCGUGUUGUUCCUGUCUGUGCGAAAAGCAGGAUCGGAAUCAGCUUCGUUCUACCAAGCAGACAGAUUAGCGCACGAAGAAGCCACUCGAUCAGGAGGACUGAUCAUGUACUGGUACGGUUCGCCCAACCCCACAACGGGCGCAAAUUUGGCGACUUGCAUCUGGACAAGCAGAAAAUCAGCCGUGGAAGCGAGCAAGUUGCCGUUGCAUAGGAAAGCUGCACAGUAUGCUGCACCGAGUUACGAGAGAUACGAUCUGGUGCGAUAUAGGCUUGUUAAACGAGCAGGCGAGACGAGGCUGCGGAUCGAGGCUUGCAUUGGCGAUGAUGAUAGACGUGAACAGGAGGAAGAAUAG